ACCAAACAUCAGUAAAGCAAAUACAAAUACACAGUCGGGUUAUUAAUUUAGCGCUGUAGCUGUUCUUUCCUUCAAAUAUUUUCUCUUUUGUGCGGCCAUAAUGUCUGAUGAGGAAGAGGACUAUAUGUCUGAUGCAUUUCUCACUAAAAUACAAGAUGUGAAGCCAGGUGUCAGCAUGGUUAGGCGGGUGAAACAGGCUAUGAAGAAGGAGACACAGCAUAUGGAGACGAACAUCAAGAACCGUCAGAAAACCUACAAGGAGCAGGAGAAGGAAAGCAGAGAGGCAGCUUUACAAAACACCAUUUGCAAUGAGAACAAGGGAUUUGCACUUCUGCAGAAAAUGGGUUACAAAGUUGGUCAAGGCCUUGGGAAGGCAGGCGCUGGGAGGGUUGAUCCAAUUCCUCUAAAUAUUAAAACUGACAGAGGUGGAAUUGGAAUGGAAGAAGUGAAGAAAAGAAAAGCAGAGGAGGACCUUGAACAUUAUCGUCAGAAAGUACGAGCCAAACAACACAAUGAGACCAAGUCUCUGGAAGAUUUUAGGUCAAGAGUAAGGACAGAGAGAGAGGAGCGAAAGAUUGAAGGAGAUCUCAGAAAGAGUCAGCGAGCCUGUGAGCAGCUUGACAGCCAGAAGGGCAUCACUGUCCCCAGGGAAGACUGGUACUGGCCUAAAGUAGAGACUGAUGACGAGGAAGAUGGUGUUAAGGAGGAGGAGGAGGAUGAGGAGGAGGAGGAAAAAGAGGAAAAAGAGGACAAAGAGGAUGAAGAGGAAAUUGUGGAAUUAACAUCCUUUGACAAACUGCAAAUUUUGACAUCCUAUUUGAGAGGAAUCCAUUUUUACUGCAUAUGGUGUGGGACCACCUACAAUGAUGAAGAGGACUUGUGCUCUAACUGUCCCGGGGAUACAGCAGCAGAUCACGAAUGAACUUGAUAAAAAAAUAGUAUGCGCAGUAGUUCCCAAUGAAACAUCAGUUACAAAUGUUUGACCCUGGAGACAUUAUAUGUGGAAGUGAGUGCAGACAGCAUUUUACAAUGUGUAAGAGGCUCAUCACACUUGGCUUUGAUAAGCAAAUCAGGGACUUAAGUGAUCAGAAGUGGAGGAAUAUGUAUCUAUAUCCACAUUUGAGUCUGUUGUCCAUCUGUGGAAGAACCUCACUGUUUAUGUUGUUUGUGUGUGGCAGUCUUGAUUUUUUUUUUUUUACAUUUAGAAAUCCUGUGGGAAAUUUAGGAUACCUUUUUUAGGUUUUAUAUUUUGAAAAGAUGCACUAACAUUUUUUAGACAUGUUUCAAGAGCAAUCUGUGUUUUCAUUAAAUGUUUGAAGAUGUAUACCUUGUUAUAUUAUAUAUUGUUAGCUACUUAUAAUACAAUAAAUUACUCUGGGUUUGCUUUACUGAA
Molecule: messenger RNA, 1393 nt
Organism: Cottoperca gobio
Lineage: Eukaryota; Metazoa; Chordata; Actinopteri; Perciformes; Bovichtidae
Gene: gpatch11
Product: G patch domain containing 11
Exons: 8
Coding region: 101-922 (273 amino acids)
Cellular component (GO): kinetochore
Molecular function (GO): nucleic acid binding
Source: RefSeq, a predicted model, not a curated record